Messenger RNA from Hippopotamus amphibius kiboko, 1393 nucleotides. RefSeq names its product m7GpppN-mRNA hydrolase-like. NCBI's taxonomy places the organism in Eukaryota, Metazoa, Chordata, Mammalia, Artiodactyla, Hippopotamidae. Gene Ontology annotation, cellular component: P-body; cytoplasm. Gene Ontology annotation, biological process: deadenylation-dependent decapping of nuclear-transcribed mRNA; nuclear-transcribed mRNA catabolic process, nonsense-mediated decay. Gene Ontology annotation, molecular function: manganese ion binding; RNA binding; 5'-(N(7)-methylguanosine 5'-triphospho)-[mRNA] hydrolase activity. The record is from RefSeq and is a predicted model, not a curated record.
GUCUCAGUGCCGUACCCUCGGUCCCCGGCCGUGCGGAGCCGGGAUGCACUGCUCCUGCUGUGGGUCCUCAUCAUGGAGACCAAACGGGUGGAGAUUCCCGGCAGCGUCCUGGACGAUCUCUGCAGCCGAUUUAUUUUGCAUAUUCCCAGUGAGGAAAGAGACAAUGCUAUCCGAGUGUGUUUUCAGAUUGAACUUGCCCAUUGGUUUUACUUGGAUUUCUACAUGCAGAACACACCAGGAUUACCUCAGUGUGGGAUAAGAGACUUUGCUAAAGCUGUCUUCAGUCAUUGUCCAUUUUUGCUGCCUCAAGGUGAAGAUGUGGAAAAAAUUUUGGAUGAAUGGAAGGAAUAUAAAAUGGGAGUGCCAACAUAUGGUGCAAUUAUUCUUGAUGAGACACUUGAAAAUGUACUACUGGUUCAGGGGUACCUAGCAAAAUCAGGCUGGGGAUUUCCAAAAGGAAAAGUAAAUAAAGAAGAAGCUCCUCAUGACUGUGCUGCUAGAGAGGUCUUUGAAGAAACUGGUUUUGAUAUUAAAGAUUAUAUUUGUAAGGAUGAUUACAUUGAACUUCGAAUCAAUGACCAGCUUGCUCGUUUGUACAUCAUUCCAGGAAUUCCAAAGGAUACCAAAUUUAACCCGAAAACCAGAAGAGAAAUUCGGAACAUUGAGUGGUUCUCCAUUGAGAAAUUGCCCUGUCAUAGAAAUGAUAUGACCCCAAAAUCCAAACUUGGUUUGGCACCGAACAAAUUUUUUAUGGCCAUUCCUUUUAUCAGACCGUUAAGGGACUGGCUUUCUCGAAGAUUUGGCGAUUCCUCAGAUAGUGACAAUGGAUUUUCCUCAGCUGGUAGCACACCAGCUAAACCCACUGUGGAAAAAUUGAGUCGAACCAAAUUCCGCCACAGUCAGCAAUUAUUUCCUGAAGGUUCUCCUGGUGACCAGUGGGUAAAGCACAGGCAACCACUGCAACAAAAACCAUAUAAUAAUAAUCAUUCUGAAAUGUCUGACCUUUUAAAAGCAAAGAAUCAAAGUAUGAGGGGAAAUGGCAGAAAACAGUAUCAAGAUUCACCUAAUCAAAAGAAGAGAACAAAUGGGGUCCACAGCCAGCCAGCCAAGCAGCAGAAUCCCUUGAUGAAAUGAAAAAAACUUCAUCCACGAAAACUUCAGGAUACUUUUGAGACAGAUGCUGUAUAUGACUUACCUUGCUCCAGUGAAGACCAGUUGCUAGAACAUGCCACGGGCCAGUCUGUAGCAUGUAAUGGACAUUGCAAGUUCCCCUUUUCAUCCCGAGCCUUUUUGAGUUUCAAGUUUGACCAUAAUGCUGUAAUGAAAAUCUUGGACCUUUGAUAGCAACAUGUGUGUUGUGUAAGUCCCAAGAUCAGAGACUUGCUGCAUUUGA